Zootermopsis nevadensis is the source of this 3818-nucleotide messenger RNA. It is a transcript of the gene bou, whose product is annotated as glycosylphosphatidylinositol anchored membrane protein boudin. The record is from RefSeq and is a predicted model, not a curated record. Gene Ontology annotation, biological process: regulation of synaptic transmission, cholinergic; positive regulation of voltage-gated potassium channel activity; sleep. NCBI's taxonomy places the organism in Eukaryota, Metazoa, Arthropoda, Insecta, Blattodea, Termopsidae.
AUGAAUCGGAGCAUGCGUAGAUGCGUUCUUCAUAAUACAUCAUAGGGUAGGAUGAUCAUGGUGCUUCAGUAGACAAUAACAACGUCUGGCGAGAAGUGUCUGGCUGACCUAAUAGAAUAUUUCGGUAGAUAAGGAUGGGUGUGGCUACCUUCACUAGUCACAUUGUGAAAAUAUCUGCUCUACUCUCAGUUCUGUUUAACACUGCAAUGGGUAUUGACUGCUAUCAGUGCUCAUCUUCCAAAAGUAUCAACUGUACAGACUACAUGAUUCAUGAUGGCACCAUCAGUGCCACAAGUUGUGACCAUGUGUUUGAGGCGAGUUACUGCAUCAAAACAAUUGGUCUGUAUGGAGGUGGCCUCGGAACAAAACGAUUUUGUUCAUCUUUGGAUUUGGGAAACUAUUGCAAUUAUAUCAGACAACCUGGUGACCAACUUGAAUAUCGUUCGUGUGUGUUCACAUGCUCAUCUGAUGGCUGCAACCUUGCGGAAUCUAAGAGGCCACACUUUCUAGUCACUUUGCUCAGUGUGGUCUUGUCAACAGUUUUAGCAAUUUUGUAAUCCCUGCAGUCACAGGAAAAAAAGUGAAUCUCCACUUUUUUCAUACUACCACUUCCAAAAAAAAGUGUUUUAUAGUUACCAAAUCACAUAUGUGUAAGUAUGUAAUCAGUGUUCAGAGAAGGAUAAGAAUCUGAAAUCUGAGUGUUGUUAUAUUGCAUUUUUGAAAGUUAAAAAAUUGUCAUUGUUUCACUGUUUCAAAUCCAGGGCAAACUAUUUUGACAUUUACAGAAUAAGGAAUAAACAAAUUUACAAUUUUUUAAAAGUCAGUGUUGUUCAAGUACUGUUACUUGCAGUUCAGUUACCAUUCAAGACAAAUAUGUAAUUAAUGUAUAAUAUUUUCAUAAAUUUUAAACACAGAUAUGUUAAAAAAGAACAUUAGAUUUACAAUAGCUGUGAAGACAAGCUCAAACUACUCCAGUAGCCAGUACUUUGAUAAGUCGGUUUUGGAAAUGGAUGUAAUAAUUUUGUUUUCAAGAUUGAUAUAUAUAUUUAUAUAUCAUAAUAUUUGUUUUCUAAAUAUCUUACUGUUUGAAGGGUUGCAGUGUUUUAAAUCUAUUAAAGAAAAAUACAUUAUUCAUUAUUCUCUACAGUAUAGUGUUUGAUGUUUGUGAUUAAAUUAACCUUUAACUUUUAUCAUAUGGGAAUAAGAGCCUUAAUCUUCCAUACUUUGGGACUGCUAACCAGACUUCAACUCUGGGGUGAUAGAGAUUAAUUGCUGUGAUGGAUAAAAUUUUCCCAUUUGUCAUGUAUCUAUAAAUUAAAGGUUAAUAUGCUGCAGAAUGGGAUGAAGUGGAUGAAUGUUUCAUUUUAUAUUCAGUAUGACAAUUUUUCAUAAUAAUACUGAUGUCUUUUAGAAGGAUUUUCUGUAAGAGAAGCUCUUAAAGCAAUUCAUUUGCUUGAAUUAUCAGUGAUUGAUUUGUUUGAAUUGUCUUAUAUAUCCUGUGUUAAAUACUUUAAAUUAACCUUUUUUAUAGACAUGUAUUUUUGCUCACCUGAAGUAUGGGAUUUUGAUAUUUUGUUUUGGAGUCUUUAAAACACAAUAGGGAGUGAUUACAGAGUCACAUAUUAUCUGUACUUUAUUUAGAGCCUUGCAUUAUAGUGUAUACAUAUAAUGUUUAUGUUUAUUAAUUUUUAAGUGUAUUAUUGUUCAAGAAUGGUAUGUAUUGUUGUAUACCAAGGCUAUGAGAUGAGAUUUUUAUAUCAGAACAUUAUAGUUGUGAUUUCUAAAUUAGAAAUCAAGAUCUUAAGCAUAUACUCAGGAUACAAACAAUGACUGUGAGGUGACAAUACAAACUAUGGAGAUUUUUUUCUUCAGCAGUCUGAUUAAGGCAGACAGGCCAACAUACAAAAUAAAUAUAUAUUGUGUGAGAUUUCAAGAUGUUUAAUUAUUUAGAGGUGUUUGAUAUCUGUAGGAUUGCCACCUUCCAUAACUUUUCAUACUAGGAACAAGAGUUAAAGUUUGAAAUAUGUUGUGACAAACUGAUCUAGAAUGAGGAACUAUAGGGCUGAAUACAAAAGAAUAAAUACAAAACAUUUGGUCCAAGUAUUGUGUGGCAGAACUUCAGAUCCACUAUCUCUUUUUUGCCCUGUAUGGAGGGUGUGUGACCCUGAACAUUUACAAAUAGUUGAUUAGAAUAAUAAGUAAUCGUAGAUGCUGCAUCAAUAAUACAGGCAUUAUAUUGCAAGUUCAUAACAAUGGUAGUAAUUUUUGUGUGCUGACUCAACAGCUACAAGAGUUAGUAAUAAAAUGUACGUGCAACAAGCACCAGAAGAAGUUUGAAUUACAUGGUAGUGUCUGCAACAACUAGAAACGUGUGGUGGAAAGGCACAGGCCAGCACACAUGGAGGACAGUGUUUCACACAUACGUGAAGUGAUUUUAAAUUGUAUCAUUACAAAAUCAAAGUGGUACAGAUGAUCAUUACACUAGUGGAAAUGUGAGUUUUGUUGGGACUCCUUACAGUUUGUGGAGCAGUACUGCAAAAUGUACAAUAUGGUGUGUAAUCAGCAAACCUGGACUGGUCUUUGUGCAGGCCACCAUAAGAAGCCAAUGGUACCUGCAGCAACUGCAAAAUGAGGUCAUUCUGGUUAUUCAGAGAGCAAGGCAUAUGAACACAACACUUUUCCAGCGGAAUGUGCACAUACAGCAAAUGUUGUCUUGGACAUCACGGUUGAUAUGCUUUGUAGUCGUGUCUCGUCAAAUCGAUUUCCAGGGUGCUUCAGGCGUUGGUGGUCCUGGUCACCACAUUCACUAGGUAUGAAUCUCUGCAGUUAUUUCCUUUGAGGCUAUGUUAAAGAUUGUUUGUACCACACCAACUCACACACAGUUCAGAGUUGCAAGCAGAAAUUGAAGCUGUUGAUGAAGAGCUUACAGGUGACAUGUCACAUAACAUACAGUCCACAGAUCAGGAGAAAAGCCCUGGAACUGUCUAUAAAAACAUUAUCAAUGGCAGUACUGGAGUAAUUUUGAAUUCUAGAGGAAGUUGACUAUUGACAUGAGAUUAAAGAAUGUUAUUAGGGAGUUCAGACAUUGUUUGUUGUAGCUUUCAGUAAGAUAAUCAACAUUAAUGUCACCACAAAUGACAGAUUCUGCCUUAGGUUUAUAAAGGUAAUUUAUAAUUCCUUCUAACUUGUGUAAGAAUAUUUCAAAAUCGCCUAUGGGAGAUCUGUGUAUAGCUAGAAUAUAUAUGUUGGAGAAUUUAGAUUCCUCAGAGUUUAAGUUCAAUCAGUGGCACCAUACUGUGGGGUUCAAAUCCCCUAUUCCCACAUGUUAUGGGUUAUUGAACCGUCUUACUACACAUGGUUGUUGGCAGUUAUGUUGCAGAAAAUUUAUUUUAGUCAGAGGCCAUGUUUGAUGAAAAGGAUUGAGUACAUAACUGGAUGAUGAUUGUAAAAAGCAAGAAGUUAUAAAAUUCCAUUAUUUUGCAUUUAUUUUAGUUAAAAGCAUCAACAAAUUACAGCUUUUAGAAAAGUAUGAAUGACUAAGCCAAACCGAAUUAUAUAUAUGUAUGUAUAUAAUGCAUAAAAUAAAUCUUUUUACAUAGAAUACAGUAAAAUAGAUACAUAUAGAAAAGUGACAUGCUUCUUAUAAUUAUCCCUGCCUAGUUAAAGAUGUACUUUAAACAGUGCUAGCAACUUGUGAAGUUAAGAUUAACAUUUGAGAAUUAAAAUAAUAUUGUAAGGUAUAAGGAUGAAAUUCUGUUAAAGACAUUAAAGAAUAAGAGAUUAAUGCAAUUAAAGAUCUUGAUAUAAGGUGUCAAGUA